AUGCCGCCCUCAAAGAAGAAGAUCCAGGGGGCCCAGGCGCCCAAGGGCCGUGCCCAGGGCCGGCUACCCGGCCUACCGUCGCCUGCACUGUGCUGUGCCUGCGGUCUAUGCGUGCUGCUGGCGGGUGUGAACGUGACACUGGUGGGCGCUUUUGCCUCCUUCCUGCCAGGGCACAACGCGCCCCUGAUCGUGGGGCCGGCGCUGCUAGUGCUAGCGCUGGGCUUCUUCACGGCCUGCUGUGUGUGCAGCAGCCGGGGCCCUGCACCCCACGCGCGCUCCUUGGCGACUGCUGGCCGGGAUCCAGGCGCCGGGCGCGCGGGGCCGGUAGCACUGGAGAUGGAGAGCAGCGAGCGCACAGCGCAGGACACCACGGCCGUGCAGCUCAGCCCCGCUGCCUCGGCCGCGUCCUCCGGACGCUCCAGCCCAGGCCCCAGCCUCUUCGCCCUGGACGCACCGGCCCCAGCAACCGUCUAUGUGCCACGCCCAGAAGGGAACCAGCUCAACAUACCCCGGGAGCAGGCUGCCUCCUAG
Perognathus longimembris pacificus (Pacific pocket mouse) is the source of this 531-nucleotide messenger RNA. It is a transcript of the gene Tmem275, whose product is annotated as transmembrane protein 275. NCBI's taxonomy places the organism in Eukaryota, Metazoa, Chordata, Mammalia, Rodentia, Heteromyidae. Bases 1 to 531 code for a protein of 176 amino acids. The record is from RefSeq and is a predicted model, not a curated record. The transcript has a single exon.